CUUUCGGCGCCUAUCCGCCGCCUUCCCUUGGCAGCAGCCCGGCCGGACCCGCGGUGCACAUGAUGCGAGUUACGGACACGCUUCUUUCAACCCCCUCAUAUUAACGCUUCGGGCUCGCCAGGCGGUUUUGGGGGGGCCACGCUUUUGACGCAGGAACCCGCCGGCUUUCGGAAGGGCGAAUACUCGGCAGCGCUUUUGCGGAUCCCCGCCGUCGCCGUCGACGCCGAAGGGAUCAGCUGGUGCCGCGCGGGCAGGCGCGUGCGCAGGUCGAUGCGUAUCUACAGCAGCCUUCAUUCCGCGUCCCCCCCCCCCCCCUCUCUCGCGUGUGCCUCGCGACAAUGAGUGAAUACUUCACCCUCUCGGAUUGCGACGUUAUUGGCUUCGAUUUGGACCACACUCUCUGCCGGUACCAUUUGAAGGAGACCUCCAGGUUGAUCUAUGAGAGCUUCGCCAGGUAUCUGGUGGAGCAUAAGGGCUAUGACAGUGACCUCCUGAACUUAACCCCUGCUACUUGGGAUUUCUGUUUCAAAGGGCUGGUGGUGGACCUCGAGGAUGGGAACCUGGUGAAGUUGGCUGAAGAUGGGACUGUCUUAAGAGCAACACAUGGGACCAAUGACCUCAGCACAGAAGAGAUCAUUAAACACUACGGUCAGAAUAGGGAAUGGAAGCACUUCAACAGCCUCAGUACCUCCUUCACAAGAUCUGCAAAAUAUUAUUUCUAUGACAAUUAUUUUGAUCUACCUGGGGCUCUUCUGUGCGGAAGGGUUGUGGACAUGUUGCACAAGCGUGGAAUUGAAGUGAAUUCUGACUUUUGGAAGGACAUGGUUGCUGCCAUUGACCACAACUACAACACAUCUGCAUUUAAAGAUGACUCGGGUACUUACUUCCCCAGUGUGAAGAGGGACCCCGGCCGGUACCUGCAGCCCUGCUCCGACUCGGUCAAGAGCUGGCUGCGCAGCAUGAAGAACGCCGGGAAGGUCCUGCUGCUCAUCACCAGCUCUCACAGUGACUACUGCAGGCUCAUCUGUGAACACAUCCUGGGGAAGGACUUCGAGGAGCUUUUCGACGUCGUCAUCACGAACGCCCUGAAGCCUGGCUUUUUCUCCCUGGUUCCCCAGCAGAGGCCCUUCAGAACCCUGGUGAACGACGUGGAGGAGAGCGAGGGUCUGCCGUCGCUGGACAAGCCCGGCUGGUAUUCGCAGGGAAACUGGCCGCAUCUCCACGAGCUGCUCAGAACCAUGACCGGAAAGGCCGACCCCAAGGUGGUGUACUUCGGGGACAGCAUGCGGUCAGACAUGUUUCCCGCCAGCAGCUUCGGGAAGUGGGAGACGGUGAUGAUCGUGGAGGAAAUGGAGGGAGAGGGCGUCCUAAGGAGCGACAUGGCCACGUCCAACGAGGCCCAGGCGGAGCCGCUGGAGAAGAAGGGCAAGUUCGAGGACCAGGGUAUGAAGACGCCCUCGGCCGUGUCCAAGCAGUGGGGCUCUUACUUUGUCGAUGAUCACAAGAGCGGUGGAGGGGAUGAAGAAAGCCAGAAACUGACCUGGUGCUGCCACUGUAUUCAUAAAUACAGCACCAUGGCCAUCCCCAGCGUGGAGCACAUAGCAGAUCUCCCUUUGGACUACAAGUUCCCCAGGUUCUCCCCCGACAAGCCCUGCACCACCGGCUACUACCCCAGACCCCCGGAUUCUCUGCUGAAAAGGUGCCAGAGUUUGUCUCAAGAAUAACCGCCACCACCCAACAACUUUACCCCCCCCCCCCAGGCCUCAGGAGAGGAACGUGCCUCCAUUUUCACCAGUUGUUUCCUCCUCACAUGACCCGCCCUCCUUUCCAGUGCCCCCAACCACCGUAUGAAGAGCACAGAAACCAUCCUCCCGUUCAGAGAAACCACGUGAAUGUAAAACCAUAGUGUCUGUCCGUAGUUACACCCACCCACAUACCUGAGCGUCGUUUUCGUGACUUAUCGUAAACGUGCGUGUGAGUGUCGGCAUAUAGUAACGAUAAAAGGUGUACUGUUAUUGUUUUCGUGAGAAGCCCGCCCGCCCCCCCCCCCCCCAAUCCCAUUCUUUUGUAUUGUAGAGAAGGUGGAUCACGAGAAAUUUCCAGAGCGAAUAUGUGUGUUGCACAAACAAAGCAAGUGUGUAAGUGUGGACUCUGGGACUCCCGGCACAGUGACGAGAACCUCCGAGUUUCCCUUCGGCAUUAUCUCGCGACUCGAACCCGACUUGUCACGCGAGCCAUUAUCCCGACAUGAGAACCCCUCGUUAGUUGAUCUUUCACAUUAAGUGCAAAUGGUGUUUGUAUGUCAAGUAGGACUAUUUGUAAAGCGACAUGAGUUAUGACAUUGUUGUUGUGUGUUAUCAGGGUUUUUAUCGGUUAUUAUUUGGCUGUAUCGCAUUUCAGUGGUUUGGGCGUCACGUGGAAGGCCUGUCGUGUUCUCCCCCGUGUCAGUUUCGUGGACGGUUCUAUUCGGGUCAUUGUCGCCGAAGACGCGUAGCACAGUCCUGUCCUUGGUGUUGGCUGUGUCGAUGAGCACAACUACUCCGGCCAUGCGGGGAGCGUGUCGAUCUGUUACCCGUCUCUUGUUAUUUUAGUGCAACGGUGAAAAGUGUGCCCUUUGAGUGGGGGGGGGGGGGGAACCCCCCAAUGUGUGUAAAACUGUGGCACACUUGUGCUUCGUAAUGCGGUACCGAAGGUCGCCGUAACCGACUUCUGAAUGGUUAUUUUGUCGGUGUGCGUAGACGGGUCGUGCCGCGGUACCGACCGGACCCGUGUGUCACGGGCGAACGGCUGGUAUUUGGACACCGAGAGGCGUACGCUAGCUCACAACACACGCGUUAAGAUGUUGGUCAUCCAAAUUCAGCCCUGACUUGUGGCCCGGAAACGGUUGACAUGCACAUUUCUGCCUUAUGUUGAACUCAUCCGUGGUCUUACGUUCCUGAAAGCACAGGGGGCGCCUGCGUUGGAAGUGUUGAAGCACUGUCAAUGGAAUAAAAU
This is a messenger RNA of Lampris incognitus (smalleye Pacific opah), 2994 nucleotides long. RefSeq names its product 5'-nucleotidase domain containing 1 (gene nt5dc1). NCBI's taxonomy places the organism in Eukaryota, Metazoa, Chordata, Actinopteri, Lampriformes, Lampridae. The transcript has 12 exons. Gene Ontology annotation, molecular function: 5'-nucleotidase activity. The record is from RefSeq and is a predicted model, not a curated record. The coding region runs from base 339 to 1724 and encodes 461 amino acids.